Protopolystoma xenopodis is the source of this 267-nucleotide messenger RNA. Lineage: Eukaryota; Metazoa; Platyhelminthes; Monogenea; Polystomatidea; Polystomatidae. The record is from the annotation of a GenBank genome assembly.
UUGGUACGGUGUGACCUUUUAAUCGGCUUUCAUGAGAACCCUCCACACUACACGCUGGCCUUCUCACCGCUCUUCAUCCUUGUGCUGGUAAUGUUGAUCAGAGUCUGCCAUAUUGUUACGCCGUCCUUCUUCCCUAUGUCUUAUCACAGUCUUUCUCUUGCCCGUAAGAUCCGUCUGCUCUCUCCCUGGUUCACAUAUUUCACUCGACCCCUGCCAUUCCAUCUGUGCCACCCGAAGCGUUAUUCGACCUCCUUUGCGUCUGGGUGA